Molecule: messenger RNA, 1839 nt
Organism: Talaromyces marneffei
Lineage: Eukaryota; Fungi; Ascomycota; Eurotiomycetes; Eurotiales; Trichocomaceae
Exons: 5
Coding region: 1-1839 (612 amino acids)
Biological process (GO): vesicle budding from membrane; clathrin coat assembly; clathrin-dependent endocytosis
Cellular component (GO): clathrin-coated pit; clathrin-coated vesicle
Molecular function (GO): phosphatidylinositol-4,5-bisphosphate binding; 1-phosphatidylinositol binding; clathrin heavy chain binding
Source: RefSeq, a predicted model, not a curated record
AUGACGCACAACUUUGAGAAGUCGGUCAAAGGGGCCACGAAGAUCAAACUCGCGCCCCCAAAAUCAAAGUACAUCGAACACAUCCUAGUAGCGACGCGCAGCGGAGAGGCCGGCGUUGGUGAAAUCUUUCGAACCCUACAAUUCCGAUUACGUGAUUCAACAUGGACGAUUGUUUUUAAAUCUCUCAUAGUUUUGCAUAUGAUGAUACGGGAAGGAGCAGAAAAUGCGACACUUGAAUAUCUUGCAGAUAAUCCCCGCAAGGUCGCCAUCAGCAGCUUUUCGGAAGUUCAAGCGCAAGGACAUAAUAUCCGGCGAUAUUCCGAUUACCUGAUUGCUCGCGCCAAGGCAUUCGCCGAUACCAAGGUCGACCAUGUACGAAGUGGACAAGGCCGGUUAAAGCGGUUGACGGUCAGCAAAGGUCUGUUGAGAGAAACAGAAGUCGUACAGAAGCAGAUCAAGGCAUUGCUCAAGUGUGAUCUCCUGACGGACGAAGUCGAGAAUGAAAUCACGUUAACGGCAUUCCGGCUUCUGACCAUGGAUUUGUUAGCCCUCUACUCUGUUAUGAAUGAGGGGACGAUCAAUGUGCUAGAACAUUAUUUUGAAAUGUCCCGCCCUGAUAGCGAGCGUGCCUUGCAGAUAUACAAGACUUUCAGCGCCCAGACAGAGGAAGUGGUGAAAUUUCUUGGUGUCGCUCGACACUUUGAAUAUGCUACGCGGCUUGAGAUUCCAAACCUCAAACAUGCUUCUACAGAUCUCACACAAUUGCUCGAGGAUGACCUGAAAGAUCCGGAUUUCGACCAGCGGCGACGAGAAUAUCAACUGCAAAGAGGUGUAAAGACAGCGGGUCGAGCUGGUCCCGGCUCCGCUGGCGGCAGGUCGCCAGUGUUGAGCAAAAAGGACACACUUUCCAGCUCUUCUAACAGACCUCAAACAGCCCCAGCACCCAAGACAGAGACCAAAGCACCGGCACCGGAUCUUAUCGACUUUUUUGAUAGCAUUGAGCCGAAACAACAACAGACCACGAUAGCACCAGCACCUCAACAACAACCGCAGCCAAAUUUCCAACAAGCCGGGUUUGGCCAGCAAAUGUUCCAGGCGCAGCCCGCCGGGUUCCCCGGCCAACAGGGCGUCUUUGCGCAACCGGCCCAGCCAGGUUUUAUUCAUCAGCCGACUGGGUUUGCUGGCGGUUUCAACCAGCUCAGUACAAACCCUUUCAAUCAGAUGCAACCCCAGCCUACACCACAGCAACUGCAACCCCAGGCCACGGGAGCCGGGUUUGGUGGAUACGGUCCUCAAUCUUACGGUUUUCAGAAUACACUAUCAGCCAUUCCUCAGGAAGGAGUUGCGACAUUCGCUCAGCAACAGCCCAUGGUGACUGGAAUACAGCCUCAGACGACGAACCCAUUCCGAGCAUCUAUGCUAGUCACAAAUCAAACUGGUGUGGCUGGUGGUUUCAGUCAGCCAGGACAGGUUACUCAACCAUUGACAAGACAAAACACCAACCCCUUCGCUAAAAGAUUAUCCGCAAUUCCACCAUUGAAUCCUCCUCCAAUGCCCUCCUUCCAACCAACUCAAUCUCCCGUACAGUCACUACAACCACAACGCACAGGAACAAAUCCAUUUUCAAAACAAUCUUCAUCUCUUCAACCCAACUCUCAGCAGCAGACCCUUCAACCUCUUCAACCUAAUCCAACCGGAAGUACAAACCCCUUCCGUCAAAGCGCGUUUAUCAACCAGCAGACAGGUCAGGGGUGGCACGUUGGCGGACAACAAGGAACAAUGGGUGGCCUUGAACAAAUGGGGACAGUGCCAGUAUUCCCUCGACCGGGAAUGGCAUAA